UAGGCUGAGCGCACUCGUAGGGAACCUUCAAACUCCCACCAUUACCUUUCCUUCCCUUCUCUCAUUUUUCAUAAGAACUUUCCUCUGAAUCUAAUACUCUUUCCCUUUCACAAACCACAAAUUUUCAAUAUAACAUAUCGAAUCUUCAAUUUUCUUUUUUGGUAUAUAUAUUCUUCCAAUUUAAGGGAAUAAUAAUAAUAAUAAUAAUAAUAAUCAAACUGUAUAUAUAGGCCCAACUGAAGCUGAUCCCUUUCUAUAUAUAUUUUUAUAUAUUAAAGAUUGCUUCGGUAAUGAUUCUAAACGCCAGAGAAAGCUGCGCAGCCAUGGACGGUGGUGUGCCGGAGAGGUUCAUAAACGCCUCCACCGCUGCCUCCUCCUACCCUUUGUCGGCCAUAGCUGAUGCGUUUGAGGAAUUAUCGAAGCUUAUUAACUCGGGCAAACUCAACGAGUCGCAACCGUACCAGCUCCGCUUGGAUACCUUUUGUGAAGCUUGCUCUCUUAUCUCGUUUCUCUUUGGUUGCCUUGGCCUCGCUUUCAAGUUUGCCGAGUGUGAAUACGUCUCCAAGGUACAUAAUCUUGUUGAAGCAUCGAAGAGAUAUGGCAGUUUACAAAACAUGAUAGACUCUGAUGUGGCAAAUGGGACAGUGAAAACAUCAGGAAGCAAUUCACGUAACUUACGACGUGUUAGGCAAGGUCUUGAUCUCAUCAGAGCUUUGUUUGACCAAUUUUUGUCAAAUGAUGAUUACUAUUUAAAGGGUGCAGCUUCAACAGCUUAUGCUGAGGUUUGUGCACCAUACCACUCAUGGGCUAUUAGGGCAGCAGUUGCUGCUGGAAUGUAUGCUCUCCCAACCAGAGAACAACUUUUGUUGAAGCUCAAUGAGACAAAUCAAUCAGCAGAGAAGAAGAUGAGAAGGUAUAUUACAGCCUCAAUUCCAGUAAUUGAAUACAUUGAUAAGCUCUACCUUUCAAGGAACAUCAAGUUGGACUGGUGACUUCACUUGUAAUUAUUAAGAGGAUUAUACUGAUCUUAGAAGAGGUGAAGUGGUAAUAAAAUAGCUUUGGUUGAUCCAAGAUGGCUCCUCUUUUGUUUUAAUUCCCAGAGCAUAGUGUGUACUACUUUCGAAAGAGAAAAAAAAACAAAAGGAAAAACAGGUUGGUCUCUUGUAGAUCAUGGAAGGUAUCAUCAACCAAAGAAAAAAGAAGGCACAUUUAGAAUGUUAUUCUUUAGAUUAUUCUAAUUAUAUUAUCAUGAUCAUGCUGAUAGAAUAUUAGAGCAUUUGAAAAUAUCCAUUAAUUGGAAGUGUAAGAUUAAGUAUAAACUAAUUAAUAUCUCAUAUUAUAUGUAGCAAUAUUGUAAAAUCUAGAAAUAUAUAUAUUAAAUGAAUAUAUAACCCAAUUUUCAUUUUGA
Messenger RNA from Humulus lupulus (European hop), 1408 nucleotides. Its product is annotated as ACD11 homolog protein. Gene Ontology annotation, molecular function: ceramide 1-phosphate binding; ceramide 1-phosphate transfer activity. Gene Ontology annotation, biological process: ceramide transport; intermembrane lipid transfer. The record is from RefSeq and is a predicted model, not a curated record. The transcript is spliced from 4 exons. The coding region runs from base 291 to 992 and encodes 233 amino acids. Gene Ontology annotation, cellular component: cytosol; cytoplasm; membrane. NCBI's taxonomy places the organism in Eukaryota, Viridiplantae, Streptophyta, Magnoliopsida, Rosales, Cannabaceae.